AUGGACGCCGAUUUCCGUGCCAUGGAUUCUCACCAGGACCACUCCUCGUCCGAGUCCAGAACCUAUACUACUUCCUCCUUUCAACAAUCUAGUUUGAAUGGACAGAACUAUCAAACCGUUGCUCAUCACCCCACUUCCGACGGACAAAACCACGCCGCAACCGCCGAAGAGCCCGAACAGUCUGCCACCACUGAACAGGUCAUCAACCAAACUGCGGAACCCAUCAAGUUGACAUCGACCUCCUCCUCCCUGAGCUCAUCCCUCGCCAGUGAAGAUGGCCGCUGGGGUGAACAGGAAAAGGGCGAGCCCGUCUCGCGCCGCGGCGCAAUGGAAGACCUGGAAGAAAUGCGCCGGGAACUGACCCGUCUCAGUCUGCACCGCACCCGGUCAACUACCAAGAGUGCCCGCCGUUUGAAGUCACGCACUAGUCGUCGCGACGAAGAGAAGGGCAAAGAGGAGGAAUCUGAAGCUGAGACCGAGGACUUCGAUCUGGGUGAGUUCCUCAUUGGCGGUCAUCUAGAACGCCGGACCACCGCUGGCGAACCCGCCAAGAAGGUCGGCGUCGUCUUCAAGAACCUUACUGUCAAGGGUGUCCAGACUGGUGCGUCGUUCGUGCGCACUCUCCCCCACGCCGUGGUGGGAACUUUCGGUCCGGAUCUGUAUAACCUCGUUUGCCGAUUCGUGCCGCAGUUGCAAUUUGGCAAGAAGCCCCCUGUGCGUGAUUUGAUUCAUGAUUUCAGCGGUGCCGUGCGAGAGGGUGAGAUGAUGCUCGUGCUGGGCCGUCCUGGUGCGGGUUGUACCACUUUCCUCAAGGCCAUUGCCAAUGACCGGGCUGCCUUUGCUGGUGUUGAAGGCGAGGUAAGCUAUGGAGGUCUCUCGGCUGAGGAUCAGAACAAGCACUUCCGUGGCGAGGUCAACUAUAAUCCUGAGGAUGAUCAGCACUUCCCUUCUCUCACUGUCUGGCAGACUCUGAAGUUCUCUCUUAUCAACAAGACUCGCAAGCAUGACCGUGAGAGUAUUCCUGUUAUCAUUGAUGCCUUGUUGAAGAUGUUCGGUAUCAGCCACACUAAGAACACGCUUGUUGGUAACGAGUAUGUACGCGGUGUCUCAGGUGGUGAGCGCAAGCGUGUCAGUAUCGCUGAGACCCUGGCCACUAAGUCGUCUGUCGUCUGCUGGGAUAACUCAACCCGUGGUCUGGAUGCCAGCACUGCUCUGGACUACGCCAAGUCUCUCCGUAUCAUGACGGACGUCAGCAAGCGUACUACCUUUGUCACCCUCUACCAAGCUGGAGAGAGCAUCUACGAGCUUAUGGAUAAGGUGAUGGUUAUCGACGCCGGCCGCAUGCUUUACCAAGGUCCCGCCAACGAAGCCCGCCAGUAUUUUGUCAACCUCGGAUUCCACUGCCCCGACCAGUCCACCACCGCCGACUUCCUGACUUCCCUGUGCGACCCCAACGCCCGCCAAUUCCAACCUGGCCUUGAGGCAUCCACCCCCAAGACCGCCGAGGAGCUCGAGAGCAUCUUCAAGAACAGCACCUCCCACAAGUAUAUCGAGGACGAUGUCUCCAGCUAUGAGCAACGUCUCCAGGAUACCCAGCAGGAGGAUACCCGUCGUUUCCAGUCAACUGUUGCUCAAUCGAAGAGCAAGACAGUCUCCAAGAAAUCGCCAUACACCGUUUCUCUCGUGCGCCAGGUCAUGGCCUGUGUGCAGCGUGAGUUCUGGUUGUUGUGGGGUGACAAGACUUCUCUCUACACUAAGUACUUCAUCAUCAUCUCCAACGGUCUCAUUGUCUCGUCCCUAUUCUACGGAGAAUCUAUGGAUACCAGCGGUGCAUUCUCGCGUGGUGGUGCUCUCUUCUUCUCGAUUCUAUUCCUGGGUUGGUUGCAGUUGACUGAGCUGAUGCCUGCUGUCUCUGGUCGUGGUAUCGUUGCCCGUCACAAGGAUUAUGCUUUCUACCGUCCGUCUGCUGUCUCCAUUGCCCGUGUGGUUGUCGAUUUCCCUGCAAUUUUCUGCAUGGUCGUGCCAUUUACCAUCAUCGUUUACUUCAUGACUGGUCUUGAUGUUGAUGUGUCCAAGUUCUUCAUCUAUUUCCUGUUUGUGUAUACGACUACCAUCUGUAUCACUUCGCUUUACCGCAUGUUCGCCGCGUUGUCGCCAACUAUUGAUGACGCCGUUCGCUUUGCUGGUAUUGGGUUGAACUUGCUGAUUAUCUAUGUCGGCUAUGUGAUCCCGAAGCAGAAUUUGAUUUCCGAUUCGAUCUGGUUCGGUUGGUUGUUCUAUGUCAACCCGCUUUCGUACAGUUACGAGUCCGUCUUGACGAACGAGUUCACUGGUCGCACUAUGCAGUGUGCCCCGUCUCAGUUGGUCCCUCAGGGCCCUAAUGUGAGCCCGGAGUACCAGGGUUGUGCUUUGACUGGGUCAACUCUUGGUAGAACUUCCGUUGAUGGAUCUCAGUACUUGACUACCAACUUCCAGUUCACUCGUCACCACAUGUGGCGCAACUUUGGUGUCAUAAUUGCGUUUACUGUUCUCUAUAUCCUAGUUACUGUCUGGGCUGCUGAGUUUCUCUCGUUCGGUGGCGGUGGUGGCGGUGCUCUGGUAUUCAAGAAGUCCAAGCGUGCUAAGAACAUUACUGCUCAGCCUAAUGGCAACGACGAGGAGAAGGUCGCCAACGCCGGUGACAACGCCACUCUCGCUCAGGGCAAGGGCUCUUCUGGUGAGGAUGCCGCUUUCAACCGUUUGUCCGAGAGUGAGCGCUGCUUCACCUGGGAGAACGUGGAAUACACCGUCCCCUACGGCAAUGGAACUCGUAAGCUUCUCAACGGUGUCAACGGUUACGCUAAGCCUGGUGUCAUGAUUGCUUUGAUGGGUGCCUCUGGUGCCGGAAAGACUACUCUGCUUAAUACACUCGCCCAGCGUCAGAAGAUGGGUGUCGUUACUGGAGACAUGCUCGUCGAUGGGCACAACCUUGGACCUGACUUCCAGCGUGGUACUGGUUUCUGUGAGCAGAUGGAUCUUCACGACCAGACCUCCACCAUCCGUGAGGCUUUCGAGUUCUCUGCUAUUCUCCGCCAGCCCCGUGAAACUUCCCGCACGGAGAAGAUCGAGUACGUCGACCGUAUCAUCAACCUUUUGGAACUUGAGGAUAUCCAGGAUGCCAUUAUUGGUUCUCUCAAUGUCGAGCAGAAGAAGCGUGUCACUAUCGGUGUGGAACUUGCUGCCAAGCCCAGUCUUCUUCUCUUCCUUGAUGAGCCUACUAGUGGUCUCGACAGUCAGGCUGCCUUUUCCAUUGUCCGUUUUCUCAAGAAGCUUUCCCAGGCCGGUCAGGCUAUCGUCUGUACUAUCCACCAGCCCUCCUCCAUGCUCAUCCAACAAUUCGACAUGAUCCUCGCCCUUAACCCCGGUGGUAACACCUUCUAUUUUGGUCCCGUUGGACAGGAAGGUGCAGCAGUGAUCAAGUACUUCGGCGACCGCGGCUUCCACUGCCCACCUUCCAAGAACGUCGCCGAGUUCAUUCUCGAAACCGCCGCAAAGGGAACGCAACGCAACGGUAAACAUGUUGACUGGAACGAAGAAUGGCGCAGCUCAGACCAGAACCAAGAGAUGCUGGCCGAAAUCGAACGCAUCCGUACAGAGCGUAGCAAACUUCCCAUCGAACAGUCAAACGGAACCCAGAACGAGUUCGCCGCGACUACCUUCACGCAAACAAUCCAACUUACAAAGCGUCUCUUCCUGAACUACUGGCGCGAUCCAUCCUACUACUACGGCAAGCUCUUCGUUAGUGUCAUCAUCGGUAUCUUCAACGGAUUCACCUUCUGGAUGCUCCCCAACACAGUGGCCUCUAUGCAGGACCGCAUGUUCUCCGUGUUCCUGAUCAUCCUUAUCCCACCAAUUGUCCUGAACUCCAUCGUGCCCAAGUUCUACAUCAACCGUGCCCUUUGGGAAGCGAGAGAGUACCCGUCCAGAAUCUACGGCUGGGUCGCAUUCUGCACUGCGAACGUCGUCUGUGAAAUCCCCGCAGCCAUCAUCUCAGGUCUGAUCUACUGGCUGUUAUGGUACUACCCCGUCGGUUUCCCAACAGACUCCUCGACGGCAGGCUACGUCUUCCUCAUGUCAAUGCUCUUCUUCCUCUUCCAGGCAUCAUGGGGCCAAUGGAUUUGCGCCUUCGCUCCCUCCUUCACAGUCAUCUCCAAUGUCCUUCCCUUCUUCUUUGUCAUGGUCAACUUGUUCAACGGUAUCGUCCGUCCGUAUGCCAACUAUCCCGUCUUCUGGAAGUACUGGAUGUACUACGUUAACCCAACGACCUGGUGGAUGCGCGGUGUCCUCUCGGCCGUUCUGCCCGAUGUUAAGAUCGACUGUGCCUCUCAAGAAGCCACACACUUCAACCCUCCUCCUGGUCAGAGCUGUCAGGCUUAUGCUGGUGACUUUGUGAGCCAGCUUGCUAAGGUUGGAUACCUUGUCAACCCCGAUGCGACUUCCGAUUGCCAGUACUGUCCCUACAAGGAUGGUGCGGAGUAUAUGACCAACCUCAACGUCCAUGACGGUGACAAGUGGCGCUGCUUUGGUAUUUUCCUCGCCUUUGUCAUCAUUAACUGGGCUUUGGUUUACUUCUUUAUUUACACUGUUCGUGUGAGAGGUUGGGGGUUCGGUCUCGGCUACAUCUUUGGUGGUGCUGGCUUGAUCGUUGACCGUGUCAAGGGUCUGUUCAAGUCCAAGAAGAGUGAGCAGGCUUGA
Molecule: messenger RNA, 4734 nt
Organism: Penicillium antarcticum
Lineage: Eukaryota; Fungi; Ascomycota; Eurotiomycetes; Eurotiales; Aspergillaceae
Gene: atrF
Product: ABC drug exporter AtrF
Exons: 1
Coding region: 1-4734 (1577 amino acids)
Biological process (GO): transmembrane transport
Cellular component (GO): membrane
Molecular function (GO): ATP binding; ABC-type transporter activity; ATP hydrolysis activity
Source: RefSeq, a predicted model, not a curated record